UGCAGGGACUUAAAAAGGGGGUUACCGGAAGGAUGUUAUUAUGAGGAAAUUGUCUCGUCCGGUCUGCUUGUUCCGUGUGCUGCACAAAUCGGGACAAAGUGAGCGGAUCUCUGGUGUCCAAGACGAAGACGCGUGGGUGGCAUUAGGCAAAGCAUAAAUCUCUAUCUUUCAUAAUUGGCGUCGUGUCGUCCCCUGUGUUGGAUUGCAGGGUCUCGGUGCCGAGCUACCUUGGCUUUAGCUCUCCAUCCAGUCUGUUUGGUCUGUUUUUCUUUCUUUCUCUCUCUUUUCCUCCAGCUGAACCCUGAGGCCGACGGGGCGGACGCGCCGCGCCGCGACCUGCGGCGGGACCCGGAGUGGGCGGGGCUCCCGGGCUCCGUGACGUCAUCGGCCCGGACCCGCCGCCGCAGCGCGCGUCACCCGGACCCUCUGCCGAGCCCGCUUUCCAUCAGGAGGGCUUCGCUUUCAGCAAUCAGAGGGGGACUCACACCUUUUUAUUUAAUUAUUUAUUUUUUUGGGGGGGGUGGGGCACGUGUUUUUUUUUUUGUAUUGCGCGACCCGAGUUUUUUUUUUUUUUUUUUUUUUUUUUUUUUGUAAAUCACGGGAAAUAAACGUAUCGGGGAGGAGAGCGCGUGUUUGGAUGGGAGCGACUCAACGCGGAUGUGUCAGCUGCUGCAGUCCUUUUGUCAGAGGGGGAUGGCUGCAGACAACUACUUGACAACACAUUCGUGAAUCGGAGACAUAUGUUCCGCGCAACUCCAGUCAGUCUUCUCGGCCAUAAUGGAUUCAGAUGACGACCCCUGCCACAGCAAGCGCCACAUAGACUCCAGCAAGAGCCCGCUGAUCAGCGCCAUCAUGUUCGCGGCGGGCAUCUUCGGCAACGUGGCUGCCCUGGUGAUCCUGGAAGUCCAGCGGCGCCGAGAGACAAGCAGCCGGGGCGCGUCGAGACGAGCGUUGUUUCAUGUGUUCAUCACGGCACUGGUGGUCACGGACUUGGCGGGCACCUGCCUGAUCAGCCCGCUGGUGCAGCUGGCGUACGCGCGCAACACAACCAUGGUGGGGAUGUCACUCGAAGAUAAUAGUGUGUGCUCAUAUUUUGGUGUCAGCAUGACCUUCUUCAGUCUGGCCACCAUGUCGCUCCUCUUCACCAUGGCGCUAGAGAGAUGCUUUGCCAUUGGAUAUCCUUACCUGUACAGCCGGCACGUCACUAAGAAAUGUGCCUAUGUAACAAUCCCGUUGUUGUUUGUGUUAUGUAUGAUAUUCUGUCUCCUCCCUUUUGCCGGGUUCGGCAAAUAUGUACAGUACUGCCCUGGCACGUGGUGCUUCAUUGACAUGAACCCGGUGCAAAGCGAGGAUCGGGCCUACGCCAACCUGUAUGCUACGAUCAUGCUGGUGUUGGUGCUGGCCAUCGUGGCGUGCAACGGCUUUGUGGUGUUCCAGCUUUUCAGCAUGUACCAACGCCGGAAGAGGAACGGUGGCUCGGCGAUGGCAACCAUGAGAUCUCAGAGUGACCGCAGAGCGAUGUCCAUAGCCGAGGAGGUGGAGCAUCUCAUCCUGCUGGUCUUCAUGACCACCAUCUUCAUCAUAUGCACACUGCCACUUGUGAUCCGGGUGUACAUCAACUCCAUAGGAACUCCAAAAGAGUCCCACAGAUUAGACCUGAUUGCCCUCCGCUUCAUCUCUGUCAACUCCAUCAUUGACCCGUGGGUCUUCAUCCUCCUCUCCCCCAGUGUGCUGCACUUUUUCUGGGCAUCGGUCUGCAGGGCAGUACUGAUGUUUCAAUCAUCAAUGACUAAAGCUAAUACCACCAAUCUAGAAUUGUGUCGCACAUCGUUGGACUACACUUCCCAUUUACACUCGGUGGAAAAUUUAUGACCAUAGCAUCACAUUAUAUUUUGAUAUGUGUAUUUAUUGGAAACAUUAAUGGAUAGUGUGUUCCCCUCAGUGAUUAAAUGAAGUGGAGAGACUUUGCGGGCCACAUCUAUUCCCUCUAGCUGGUAUUUUGUUUCCAUGACAAAAUGGCCCUUUCUGUCUAUCUGAUAAGAAAUUAUCAGGUUCAGUCAGCUGGAGGCCAUCUACUUUAAGCAAUUUAGAAAACUGUAUGUAUGUGGAAUGCAUAGUACCUUCUCUACUGCUUUGUAUAUUAAUGAUGAAAGCUCAACAUUCCAUCUCCCUUGUAUCAGUUAAUGGAAAAAGGCUGUUGAUUAUUAAGCCUUUUUUUCUGGACUUCAGUUCUGUUUACAUUGUAACUAGACAAAAUGGUUCAGUUGGAGAAAGUUGAGCCAUUAGAUAUGACCGAAUACGACAAAUCCUUCAAUUCCAUCACCUCAACACUGACAAUGACACUUCACUCGAAAUUGCCUCAGACGGCUGUAUGAAUGCGUGAAUGGUUGAAUGUGACUUGUCCUGUAAAGCACUUUGAGGUGUCAAUAAGACUAGAAAAUAGCUAAAUAAAUAUAAUCCAUUUACCAUCAACAUUACAUUAUUCUCAGGGAUUUAAUGCAUGACUGGAAUGACAGAUGAAUAGAUACAGGGCUAUUCAUAAAACACAGGUCUCACGAUGACUAUGCUGGAGAGAGGAGCACUGAGGGAAGUGUCUGACAUGCACUGCAGCUUGAAGAGUUUAACCUUUCACAACUUUCUUCGCACGCGAAGCAACUCAACCUCAAUUCAGUUCUGCGUGACGACAUCAGUCCAUUCAAAGGAAAUGAGAUGCGUCACCGUAGGACUUCUUACUAGCUGGGUCGUUUAGUCUUUCUUAUGUAGUUGUGCUUUGUUGUUGGGGUUAACCUGGCAGUGGUUGUUGUGGGCGGCGGUGGCUCAGGAGGUCGUGACGUCCUCCACCAUCCUGAAGGUCUGCGGUUUGAUCCGCACUUCCCCCUUGUCCGCAUGUCGAUGUGUGGGUUAAUUUAAGGCAAAGUGUCAAGACCUGCCUCAUCUUUCAUCUUCUGGUAGUGUAUGAAGGUGACAGAAAGAAAAAGCGCAGUAAAAACUGUGCUGUGUGAAUGGGUCAACGUGACUCCAUUUAUGUGUGGGUAAGUGCAUACUGUAUACUUUUUAUUCUUAUCAUAUACUCUUUAUUCUUGUGUGAGUAUUUGUGCACCCUAAGGGCUGUCUUUUCCUAAUUUCUUUGUACUGUGUAAAGAGACAGUUAGGGGAUUCUGAUCAAAGUGGGCCCGACAACGCAAAAGGGCGGCCCACAAAGCAACCGUCCCACGAUGAUUUCCCCCAGUGCGACUAUACAUGAGACAUACAUAGAGAGAGAGAGACAGAGAUUUGAGGGCAUGACUUUCUCUUCUUAACACUUCAGUGAUCAUGGUUCAUCAUCUUGAAAACAUUAUCUGCUCACCUUGGCGCUUCUUCACUUUUGAACGCAACCUCUGUUCCGCUUUGAUAAGCGAGCUAAAUCAACACCUCUUCUAAAACAGUUCCGGCACAUGCUGAACAUAAUAAGCAUCACCGGGAACUUUUAUUGCUGGACCAUAGUUAGAUGUGUCCAUCUGUUACUCUGUGAAAAGUACAAUUGUUUGUUCAAGUUGUGUCAAAAAUCUGUUUUCAGUCUGAUUGCAUGUCAUUGUGGGACAGAGCCCUUAGCAAUGUAUUGUAUCUUGCUUUGUGCUGUUGGUGAGAUAUUGUGUUCAAUCUCACUGCCUGUAAGUUAUCUGGAAAAAAAGCAUUUUGUCCACUGACUUAAAUACUUGAAGGCCAUUUAAACUCCAUUAGUACGAAUCCUGCUUUGCUGUCUGUCUUGCUAAUAAACAAUUACAUCCAGACACCGGGAACAUAUCAGCGUUAACCAAGUUUAUUAAACAUGCCCGUUUCGUUGAUGAUCAA
Scophthalmus maximus (turbot) is the source of this 3831-nucleotide messenger RNA. It is a transcript of the gene ptger2a, whose product is annotated as prostaglandin E receptor 2a (subtype EP2). NCBI's taxonomy places the organism in Eukaryota, Metazoa, Chordata, Actinopteri, Pleuronectiformes, Scophthalmidae. Gene Ontology annotation, cellular component: plasma membrane. Gene Ontology annotation, biological process: adenylate cyclase-activating G protein-coupled receptor signaling pathway; cellular response to prostaglandin E stimulus; positive regulation of cytosolic calcium ion concentration. The transcript is spliced from 3 exons. The coding region runs from base 778 to 1872 and encodes 364 amino acids. The record is from RefSeq and is a predicted model, not a curated record. Gene Ontology annotation, molecular function: prostaglandin E receptor activity.